AUGGCGGAGGAGGCGCCGCCGCCGCCGCCGCCGCCGCCGCCGUCGCGGGAGAUGACCCCCCUCGAGCUGAUGCGGCAUCGGAACGAUCUCAUGCACAGCGCGGAGAGCAUCCACGCGGGACGGUCGUUCGCGCCGAGGCCGACGGACGUGUUCAUCGUGACGUAUCCCAAGUGCGGCACGACGUGGGCGACGCAGGCGCGUUCUAUACACCGGGCCCCAUACGACCGCGUCGGCGUGGUGUGUCACCAGAUUCGCUGCAUCGCGUCGAACGCGUCGUGCGCGGCGAAGCACGCCGCCGCGAUGGGCGGGCCGGCGUCCGGCGCGACUGCGCGCGCGCACGUCGUCGACGCGAUGGCGUUCGGAGAGAUCACGCAGGUCGUGCCGUGGGACAUCCUCGCGCUGGACUGCGGACAGCGCCUCGACGACGAGCAAGUGUGCGACCCGAGGCUCUUCAAGUCUCACGAGCGAUGGGAGAACGUCGCCAAGGGCGCGCGGUACGUCUGCGUCGUGCGCGACCCGCUGGACGUCUUCUUCUCCUUCUACAACUUUCUCCCCGCGUACAUGGGCAUCGCGCCGGGGAAGAUCACGCACGAGGAGUUCGCGGACGCCAUCUUCGCGGGCGCGUCGCACAGCGGACACGUGUGGGCGCACUUCUUGGGGUACUGGGAGCAGAGAGCGCGCGAGGACGUUCUGCUGGUGUGUUUCGAGGACAUGAAAGAGAACCUCGCGCGCGUCGUCGAACGCGUCGCGCGAUUCAUCUUGGGCGACGGAAACGGUAACGGUGACGGAAACGCCGCGAGCGCGAGCGCGUUCGAGUGGACGAGCGCGAUGACGGACGAGGUGUGCGAGAAGUCCGAGUUCGAGUACAUGCGGUCGCGCGCGGCGCAGUUCGACGAUCACUUCGUUCGCGAGGAGAUGUGGCGCCGCGUGCGCAUCGACGAGAACGAGUGGGGCGGGGAUAAGCUCGUGGGGAAGGUGCGCGAGGGCGGGGGGAAGGUGGGCGGGGGGAAGGAAGGCAUGAGCGCGGAGCUGCGGGAGAGGAUAGAGAAGCGCUGGGACGAGGUCAUGAGACCCGCGGGGUUCGAGGCGUACGCCGACUUUCGAGCCGCGAUAAACGCGCUGUAUCGAUGA
Micromonas pusilla CCMP1545 is the source of this 1131-nucleotide messenger RNA. RefSeq lists its product as uncharacterized. The transcript is spliced from 2 exons. NCBI's taxonomy places the organism in Eukaryota, Viridiplantae, Chlorophyta, Mamiellophyceae, Mamiellales, Mamiellaceae. The record is from RefSeq and is a predicted model, not a curated record. Gene Ontology annotation, cellular component: cytoplasm. Bases 1 to 1131 code for a protein of 376 amino acids. Gene Ontology annotation, biological process: sulfation. Gene Ontology annotation, molecular function: sulfotransferase activity.